CAAAGGUGCCAUGACAUCAGCUCUCUCACACUUUGGAAACUCCAAGUGUUUGCCUUAAAAUCUGACUUCCGGGGGUGGCCACAGUCCCUAUAAAAUGCAAGGACCAAACCGGCCCCUUGCACAGGAGGAAUCCACUCUGCUCCUGCCUCUGCCCUAGCAGCUCAUCCCUGUCCAUAAUGAACAUUUCCACAGUCUGCCUUUUCAUCAUCCUUGCUGCUGCCCUCUUUCUCAAGGCCUCUCCUGCUCCAUUUGGGGCUGACACAACUGUGUGCUGCUUCAGCUACACUGUACGAAAGCUGCCUCAGAAUCAUGUGAAGGAUUAUUUCUACACCAGCAGCAAGUGCUCACAGCCAGCAGUUGUAUUCAUCACCAGGAAGGAUCGGGAGGUCUGUGCUCACCCUGAUGCCAGGUGGGUGAAGGAAUACGUGAACACCUUGGAGCUGCAGUGAGCACUGGGAGCUGAGAGGUCUCUGCCCUGGACAGUCCUGCAAGACCACCCAGCAGAGUCUUAGAUCUAGAAAUCCUGCUGCUGAGAACUAGGACAUACUGGGCCACCUCGGGACCCCUGAAGUUCCUUUUGGCUUGCAAAGCUGUCAUUUAUCCAUUAGGAUUUAGCCAGCCUUAGGGGCAGCUUUGAUGCUGGGACUGUCCCGGCCCUGCAGACCCGCCUUGGUGUAGCCUUGCUCUGUGACAUGUGGCUCAAGUGUCCCCUCAUUGUUCCUCCACUGCUAGGAUGGGAGGAGGAUUUUCUCCCCAGAGCUAUUUGUGGGAAGUGGUUGGUCAAACUUGGGUAUGAAUGUAAAGCCAGGCUGACUUCCAAGUCAACUGGUUGAAUCUUGCCAUGGUACAGUGGCUGCUGUGAGUAAGAUCUGGCUCCAUCAUGGAAGAAGUGGAGCACAGGUUGCUGACAGGAGACUCGUUGUGGAACCAUGUUGUUCAGUCUUGUUCUCAAAAUGCUGUCUGUUGCUGGUGCCAAAGAAUAAAGAUUGUUUUCUCUCUGUGUCAGCUCUGGAAGCUGAUUUUCCCCUCCUGCCAGGAAAAUUAAGGCUGAUGGGACCCCACCACAAUCAUUUUGGGAGAGGCAGGGGAAGAACCAAACUUCCCAGCUGGAAGCACCUCAGCCUCCAUAUCCAUAAACCCCUUCCCUUUCCCCCUGCCAUGGAACACUGAGCCAGAGCUGCUGUGCAGGGAUGCAAUCCAGGCCCUUGCACCCCUUGUCUCCUGCUGAGCAACCUGAGCAGCCACAGACCACUUGGGCUACUUUGAGAGGUCCCCUGAGGCAUCCUCAUCUACCCAAU
This is a messenger RNA of Cuculus canorus (common cuckoo), 1298 nucleotides long. Its product is annotated as C-C motif chemokine 5. Gene Ontology annotation, biological process: G protein-coupled receptor signaling pathway; chemokine-mediated signaling pathway; monocyte chemotaxis. The record is from RefSeq and is a predicted model, not a curated record. Gene Ontology annotation, molecular function: CCR chemokine receptor binding; chemokine activity. Bases 177 to 449 code for a protein of 90 amino acids. Lineage: Eukaryota; Metazoa; Chordata; Aves; Cuculiformes; Cuculidae. The transcript is spliced from 3 exons. Gene Ontology annotation, cellular component: extracellular region.